Messenger RNA from Penicillium olsonii, 1323 nucleotides. The record is from the annotation of a GenBank genome assembly. Lineage: Eukaryota; Fungi; Ascomycota; Eurotiomycetes; Eurotiales; Aspergillaceae.
AUGCAGAUCAAGAGAGAUGACAUUUACAUACAUUUCUCCUUGCAUCUGAAGAACCCCAGUUCUUACCCGGACACUCAAAGAUCGAUUCAUGUGGAUUUCAAGUGCGAUGACAUAACAGAUCACGUGUAUAGUAUCAACAUCUGGACUCCGCGGCCAACACCUUCACCCGCAACCAUGCCGCCCAAAAGCUUCUCACAUCCCUACCGGCGAAGCUCCAACGCCUCUGAAAAAGAUUUCUUCGAUAUCCCGGACGAGCCAUGCUUGUCCGUGGCCAAGCGCCAAUUGCGCCGUCUCCGGACAUGGGCCAUAGUGGCAACCCUGCUACUAUUCGUCAUGUGGUAUCGCCGUGAAAGCCCGCCGCCGCCACCCCUACCGCACAUCCAUUACGACGAGGUCGACUGGUCGCGCUUUGCCUAUACCCAAUAUGCCACCAACGAGGUGUACCUGUGCAACUCCGUCAUGGUCUUCGAGACCCUAGAGAGGCUGGGGAGUAAAGCAGAGCGCGUGCUAUUCUACCCCGAACAAUGGGACCUCAUUAUCGAGGAUGAAUAUGAUCGCAUCAGUGAGCUGUUGCUCAUGGCCCGGAACAAAUUUCGUGUCAUGGUGAUCCCAAUCAAGAUCGAAGGGGUCGAAGGCUCAAGAGGGAUUGGGUCUGAAGCAUCCUGGGAAUCCAGCUUGACCAAAUUGAUGGCCUUCGGCGAAGCCAACUACGAUCGCGUCAUUCAUCUCGACUCCGACGUCCUCCUGCUCCAAUCGAUGGACGAGCUGUUCUUCCUCCCACCCACAACCGUCGCCAUGCCGCGCGCCUACUGGCUGCUGCCAGAUAAAUCCCUUUCCUCCCUCCUUAUCGUCGUCGAGCCCUCUUUCCGCGAAUACAACCGCAUCACAAAUGACGCCCUUCCCGCCAAGACGGGCCAGAUCGAGGUGAAUGUGACGGAUCAUCGCUAUGACAUGGAUCUGUUGAAUGCGCGGUACGGGGACUCGGCCAUGGUCCUCCCGCACCGUCAGUAUGGACUGCUUUCUGGGGAGUUCCGCACGAAGGAUCACCGCCGGUUCCUCGGCAAUGACGACGAAGUCUGGGACCCGGACCAUGUCCUUGCGCAGGCGAAGUUCGUGCACUUCUCAGACUGGCCGGUGCCUAAGCCGUGGGUGAUGUGGUCCCAAGAUAUCCUGGCACAGGAACAGCCAAGGUGUGAUCACAACCCCGGCACGCCGCAGGAGAGUGGAUGUCGGGACCGGGAGAUUUGGAAGAUGAUUUAUGACAAAUACCGGAGGAAGCGAAAGGAUGUCUGCAAGCUGCUCAGUUACCCAGCGCCCAAUUGA